GUCUGAGACUCGAGAGAAAGGCGGUCUUCCCGCAGCGAUGUCGGCCUUCGGCGUCACUGCGCUGGGACGUAAGGCGAACGAACCCAACGAUGUAUCACUACGCAGGCAGCUGCGCAUCCGUGUUGGCUUGAUGCUGGCCCACCUCUCUCCUCUGUGGGUGUUUGUGCAGCGCCGAAUCCCUUUUCGGUGACGUUGUUGUCGACGCUGGGCGUCAAGUACUGGGAGGAUGACGAGUUCUUGACGAAAUUCCACCUGUUUGACCGGUAGGUACACAGCCCACACUCGGUUGCCGGGACCUCCUCUCUACGAUGGGGCAGUAUUAGGGCUUUGUUUGCAAAGACGGCGUACAUACAUACAUCCAGCCAGCCAUCCCGUCCGUUGUGUGUGUGUGUGUGUGUGUGUGUGUGUCAUGCAGGGACGGGAGCGGCUUCAUCGAGCGCCGUGAGGUGGUGUCGAUGCUGCGUGAGACGUACGGGUUUGACCCCAUGGCUGAGGAAGUUGACCUAUUCAUGCAGUUCAUGGACAUCAACCAAGACGGAAAGGUGCCUAAAGGCCUAAAGCUGUGCACCAUGAACACAUACAUGCGUGAGGGCCAUUCCAUUCAUGCAUCGAACCCUUAUUCGAAUCUGUCUGUCUUUGUGUCAAGAUAUCGUGGGACGAGUUCCGAGAGGGGCUGCACAGGAUGAGAGGUAUCACACCACACCCGACCAGACAGGCAGAUAGCACACACACACACACACACACACACACAGGGGGGUCUCCUAGCCUCUCGUCUGCCGUGUGCAUGCCAUCGCAAAUCCCCCUGGCCUGAACAAUCAUCGCACUGCUCCUCUGGCCUUCAUGUGUGUGUGUGCCGUCUGCCUGUCUGUCUGUCUGUCUGUCUCGCGUCUCGUUUCCUCUCGCCCACGUCAGCCAUACUGCAGACAGAAGAGUCAGGGACAAGAGAGUAUCAGUCAUCGCAAGACCUGAGAGACCAGACACGCAAAAACACGUGAGAUCAUCCCCCUCUCUGUGUGUGGUGUGUGUUGUGGGGGUGCGGCCAUCAAUCCAUCCAUGUGGGCCCCGUCUAGCGUAUCUGGACGGCUGGGAGUGCAGUGAGGUGCGCCAAUAUCAGUCCUACGACUUCCUCAGGGAGGAGAGGAGGCGCCACAGGUGCACUGCUUACCCGGCCUCCCAAAAUGCCUGCACCAGACUGACCAGCUGGGGGGAUGGAUGAGUGCAUGGAUGUUUUGUGCUCUAUCUGCGUGUGUCGAUUGGCCGCCAAGGUGUGCUUGAUGGCAUACAUACAUGCAUGUGUCUGUCUGUGUUGAUCAGGCGUCGCAAGAAAAGUCCCAUAGAUGUGUUCAAAGUGCCCCUCACGGCUGCACAGGUAUGUGUGUGCGGAUAUAUGGUGUGAACGGGCUAAGUACCUGCCAGUCAGUGUGUGCUGUCUGCCGUGUGCAGCAAGUGGGUUGGCACGAGGAGGUGGUCAUCAACAAGCGGUACCCCAAAAAGAGCUGCGAGGAAACACGAUACCAGGUCAAACCACAGACGCGGUUUUUCCUUGGUAGCAGCACCUGGGUGUCCAACUACGUGCUGCAUGUGUUCGUGUAGGAUGCUGUCGUGAAGGCUCGCUGGUUCUGAUGCCGCCCGCCAUUUGCCCCAGCCAGCCUAGAAUAGCACUAGACCGGCUCUCUGUCCGUGCUGUGAGUGGUGGAAGGAUGGC
This is a messenger RNA of Vitrella brassicaformis, 1705 nucleotides long. The record is from the annotation of a GenBank genome assembly. NCBI's taxonomy places the organism in Eukaryota, Vitrellaceae.